AUGAUUGGAUUUUCUUUCAUCCUUGGUGCGCUUGCUACUUUUGUUUUGGCUCUGCCGCCAGCUCGUGAGUUGAAAGAAUCCUCAAAAGUAAAGAAACUGUGUGGAGCACAGCCUUGUACUCGACGUGCGAUUAUCCGCCUUCCUACCUCAUCUCCAAGGACCCGACAUGUGCUCAAGGAGCCGCCGCCGACGAUCCCCGGUUCAACUGCCACGGGGCGCGAUUCGUUCGUUCCGCCGGCUUGUGAGUUUCUUCACUCGGUUCAAGAAUGGAAACGAAGUUAGCAGAGUGAAUAUUCCAGAUUUCAGUUACAUGCGAUGCGACGACCACAGUGACUGUUAUCGUAACAGAGAACCUAACGAUUGGUGUCAUUUGCCCGAGUUUUUCCACUGGAGGUAGAGUCACCCCCCCAAAAAGCUUCUCAUCUCAGUUUUCUAUCAGUUUCGGUGGCUGCCACUGUGACAAGAAGAUCCGUUCUUGUGUGAUGGAGCGCAAAAACGACUUCACUAAGGAGUACCAAUGGGCCUAUUGCACGCCUCAGAGGGAGUUCACGUGCAACGCUCUGGGAAGAUGCUCUUCAUAA
Molecule: messenger RNA, 581 nt
Organism: Caenorhabditis auriculariae
Lineage: Eukaryota; Metazoa; Nematoda; Chromadorea; Rhabditida; Rhabditidae
Source: the annotation of a GenBank genome assembly